GUCAUCCCCCGCGGUGCUUGGACAGUAUUCUUGCAACUCAACAACGAUAGCAUCGCAUCUGAACCAAUAUCUUGAACAAAGUUUUUAACAAGAGUUUGAUAACGUGUUUGCAUUAUGCGGUACACUAAAGCUUUUGCUAUGGCCGCUUUGGUCUCCACUGCCAUGGCGCUCGCGCUUCCAAUGGCACAACCCUUGGAUCUUGUUUCCCGCUCCGACGAUACCGUUGUCCCUGAUAAGCAACAUUACGAUAAGCGUAAUGAAGAUACAGUUGUUCCCGAUAAACAACAUUACGACAAGCGUCACGAAGAUACCGUUGUUCCUGACAAACAGCAUUAUGACAAGCGCAAUAAGGAUACCGUGGUUCCUGACAAACAACACUACGACAGACGCAAUAAGGACGCCGUUGUGCCUGAUAAGCAGCAUUAUGACAGACGUAACGAAGACACUGUUGUCCCAGAUAAGCAGCAUUAUGACAAGCGUCGUGAAGAUACUGUCGUACCGGAUAAGCAACAUUACGACAAGCGAACUGAAGACACUGUCGUCCCUGAUAAACAACAUUAUGACAAGCGCAAUAAGGAUACAGUCGUUCCCGAUAAGCAGCACUACGACAAGCGAACUAAGGACACUGUAGUCCCAGACAAGCAACAUUACGACAAGCGUACCGAGGACACUGUCGUCCCCGACAAGCAGCAUUACGAUAAGCGUAGCGAGGAUACCGUUGUCCCCGACAAGCAACACUAUGACUAAGGGGAUUCUGUUAUACCUACCCCUGUUUACGCUAGAAGCUAAAGGUAUCAAGACGGACAUUUCGUUCAGGCUUUGAAAUGGCGAGUAGGGGAGGUUGAUAGCAAUAAUAUUGUGCCGUAUGCAGGACAUGUGAGGAUAGUUUAAUUUGCCUUCAUUAGCUCUCCAAAAGACAAUAUACGUGAAUUUUAUUACUUUUGCCGUG
Molecule: messenger RNA, 949 nt
Organism: Trichoderma harzianum CBS 226.95
Lineage: Eukaryota; Fungi; Ascomycota; Sordariomycetes; Hypocreales; Hypocreaceae
Exons: 2
Source: RefSeq, a predicted model, not a curated record